Chironomus riparius is the source of this 1343-nucleotide messenger RNA. Lineage: Eukaryota; Metazoa; Arthropoda; Insecta; Diptera; Chironomidae. The record is from the annotation of a GenBank genome assembly.
UCUGAAGUUAAAUGACUCAAACAUUAAAAUGUCUACUUUUGAGGUAAAAAUUAACACUUCAUGUGGAUAUACAAGCAUUAAAUGCCUAGAUGAGAAAUGGAAAAACUUUCCGAUAUCAAAUUUGCCACCAAAAGUUGCUGAUAAUUUAAUGACAGUCAAAAAUUUCUCAGUUCGUCCACACGACAUUUUUUUGUGUGGAUUUUUACGAUCAGGAACAACAAGACUGCAAGAACUAGUUUGGAUUAUUGCAAAUGAUUUUGAUUUUAACACACAAAUGGAAUUUGAUUCUAAAGCCAGAAUACCGACUUUAGAAACUCCCGAAUGGAGCUUCAAAUUGAGAGAAAAACCUUUUGCCAACUCAAUGCAAGAACUACUAAAUCCAAGAGUCAUAAAAAGUCAUCUUCCCGUGCAAUUGUUACCUGAUCAAAUUUGGACAGUGAAGCCAAAAAUCAUCUUCAAUAGUCGAGAUCCAAAAGAUAAUGUGAUUUCAUUUUAUCACUUAUUAAACACUUAUUCUUCAGUUCCACUUUAUCUUGAGGAGUUUUUAGAUAAAUUUAUAUCCGACGACCUUGUAUACACUCCAUACCGAGAAUAUAUUUCGAACUAUUUAAAUUUGUCCCAAUUUGAAAACAUUUUGUGCCUGACUUAUGAAGAUACGUCUGCUGAUUUAGAUGGAACAAUUCAAAAAGUCGCUCACUUUUUGGGCAAGACUGUUUCAACUGAAAAUGUGAAGCUGAUUAAAAAUUAUUUAAAAUUUGAAAACAUGAAGGAAAAGUUUGGCAAGGAUAAAAUAAGUGGAAAUCAUGAGCAUGAUCAGAAAAUAGCGGCCCAGUCACUAGAUCCUAACUCAAGAAAUAAUCGAGCAUUCUUUCGAAGAGGAAUUGUUGGUGGAUUCAAAGAUGAAAUGCCUCAAGAAUAUGUAGACAGGAUUGAUGAUUGGUAUUCAAAAGCUGGAAGUCUCAAUCAAGGAUUUAAUUUAAGAGACUAAGAAAUAUUUGAUAUACGUCAUUUAUAAACGUCUCUAAAGUUCUUUUUGAUCAGGUUCUGUAAAAUAGUUGUAGCUUAAUGUUCUUAAAGGCACAAACAAAAAAACCUCAAGUAUCAUUUAGCAAAUGAAAAACGUAGAUAAUUGCUUUUUUUACUCCGCAUUCAUAUGCAACUGCUUUAUCUAGAAAAAGUCAUAAAAGUAAGGGAAAUAAAGGAAAGAGGAUACUUUUGAAUGCAUUAUUUAUUGUUGGUCAGACAAUAAAAUAAAGAAUCCUUUAUGAAAGGGGAUAAAAGUGAACGUAAAAGGCGAAGAUAAUCUCAGAUGUUAAAGGUUCUCUCUUUUAUUUCAAAUAGCA